AUGGGUGAUCAACAAUUUUUCCUGAAAUGGAAUGACUUCCAGACGAAUAUGGUUACAUCGUUUAGGCAUUUGAGAGAUGAGAAGAGCUUUACAGACGUGACGUUAGCGUGUGAAGGCCAGACGUGUAAGGCACAUAAAAUGGUCCUGUCUGCGUGUAGUCCAUACUUCAAAAGCUUAUUAGAGGAGAAUCCAUCAAAGCACCCGAUAAUAAUCCUGAAGGAUGUGUCGUACCUCCACCUGCAAGCUAUACUGGAGUUCAUGUACGCCGGGGAAGUCAAUGUUUCCCAAGAACAGCUGCCCGCUUUCCUCAAGACAGCCGCUCGGCUUAAGGUGAAAGGCCUCGCCGAACCUCCACCACAGAUGCCAAGCAUCAAGCGGGAAGGCUAG
Spodoptera littoralis (African cotton leafworm) is the source of this 387-nucleotide messenger RNA. The record is from the annotation of a GenBank genome assembly. NCBI's taxonomy places the organism in Eukaryota, Metazoa, Arthropoda, Insecta, Lepidoptera, Noctuidae.